Phascolarctos cinereus (koala) is the source of this 4736-nucleotide messenger RNA. Lineage: Eukaryota; Metazoa; Chordata; Mammalia; Diprotodontia; Phascolarctidae. The record is from RefSeq and is a predicted model, not a curated record.
CGGAACAGCUAGCUCGGAGAAGACCCUGUGCGCAUGCUCUAUCCCGCUCCUCGUGGGGCUGGGAGGGAGACCCGGCAUCGGGGGAAGGGGGAGGAGAGAGGAGGACUGUUCUGCUCGCGCAGCCGCCCCUGACUGUGAGCGAGGCUCAGCGGCUGCUGCAGCGCUAGCUGCCGGGGCCCUGCCGGAGCCGAGUCUAGCAUGUGCCGCGGCUCCCGGGCAGCGGCGGCGGCGGCGGCGGCGGCGGCAGCGGCGGCGGCAGCGGCGGCUCCUCUGCAGCAGCAGCAGCCGCCAUGGCCAAGCCCAGCGCGGAGCUCACCCGCGAGCUGCAAGAAAGCAUCCGUCGAUGCCUGAGCCGAGGGGCUGUGCACCAACAGCAUCAGGUGAAACUGGAGACCAAGCCCAAGAAGUAUGAAGACCGAGUGUUGGCUCUCACUGCCUGGCGCCUCCAUCUGUUCCCUCUAAAAAUCCCAGCUAAGGUGGAGAGCUCUUUCAAUGUCCUAGAGAUCCGAACCUUCAGUACUCUCAACCAGAACCAGAUCCUGGUGGAGACCGAACGUGGUACUGUGAGCAUGCGAUUGCCAUCAGCAGAGAGUGUUGAGCAAGUGACCAGACAUGUGAGCAGAGCACUAGCCAAGGUCUGCCCAGGCCCUGGGUGCCUGAUCCGGCGUGGAAACCCUGAGACCCCUGAGGGGCCCCGGGACACAUCCCCCAACUCUGAGACCUCCACAUCUACCACCCACAGUGUCUGUGGUGGCUUCUCUGAGACUUAUGCUGCUCUGUGUGACUACAAUGGGCUGCACUGCCGGGAGGAGGUGCAAUGGGAUGUGGACACAAUCUAUCAUGCAGAGGACAACCGUGAGUUCAAUCUUUUGGACUUCAGCCACUUGGAGAGCCGGGACCUGGCAUUGAUGGUGGCAGCCCUAGCUUACAACCAGUGGUUUACCAAACUCCACUGCAAGGAUCUACGCCUGGGCUCAGAGGUUCUGGAACAGGUGCUACACACCCUGAGCAAGUCGGGGAGCCUAGAAGAACUGGUGCUGGACAAUGCUGGCCUCAAGACGGACUUUGCCCAGAAACUGGCUGGGGUGUUUGGGGAGAAUGGAAGCUGUGUGUUACAUGCCCUGACUCUAUCCCACAAUCCCAUCGAGGACAAAGGUCUUCUCAGUCUAAGCCAGCAGCUCCUCUGCUUCCCUACAGGCCUCACCAAAUUGUGCCUGUCCAAGACUGCCAUCUCCCCUCGAGGGCUCCUAGCGCUGGGUCAGACCUUCGGUGCCAACCCAGCCUUUGCCAGUUCCCUACGCCAUCUGGACCUGAGCAAGAACCCAGGGCUGCUCGCUACUGAUGAAGCCAAUGUCCUCUACAGUUUCCUGGCUCAGCCUAAUGCCCUGGUCCAUGUGGAUCUCUCUGGGACUGACUGCGCCAUUGACUUGCUGCUGGGUGCUCUUCUCCACGGCUGCUGCUCUCACUUAACCUACCUCAACGUGGCUCGAAACAGCUGCUCCCACAGGAAAGGCCGAGAGGCUCCACCAGCCUUCAAGCAGUUUUUCAGCAGUGCUUAUACCCUGAGCCACGUCAACCUGUCAGCUACACGUCUGCCCCUGGAGGCCCUCAGGGCACUCCUCCAGGGCCUCUCUCUCAACAGCCACCUCAGUGAUCUUCAUCUUGACCUGAGCAGUUGUGAGCUUCGAUCAGCAGGAGCCCAGGUCCUCCAGGAGCAACUCGGGGCUGUCAGUGCUGUGGGGAGUUUGGACUUGUCAGACAAUGGGUUCGACUCUGAUCUCCUAACAUUAGUGCCGGCACUUGGCAAAAACAAAUCCCUGAAGCACCUAUUCUUGGGCAAGAACUUCAAUGUCAAGGCCAAGACCCUGGAAGAAAUCCUUCACAAACUUGUGCAGCUGAUUCAGGAAGAGGAUUGUUCCCUGCAGUCAUUGUCAGUGGCCGACUCAAGACUGAAGCUUCGAACCAGCAUUCUCAUCAAUGCCCUGGGCAGCAACACUUGUUUGGCCAAGGUGGACCUGAGUGGCAACGGCAUGGAGGACAUUGGGGCCAAGAUGCUGUCCAAGGCCCUGCAGAUCAACUCUUCCCUCCGGACUAUCUUGUGGGACCGGAACAAUACUUCAGCCUUGGGCUUUCUGGACAUUGCAAGGGCCCUGGAGAGCAACCACACACUUCGCUUCAUGUCCUUCCCUGUGAGCGACAUCUCCCAGGCAUACCGCAAUGCCCCAGAGCGCACCGAGGAUGUCUGGCAGAAGAUCCAAUGGUGCCUUGUCCGGAAUAACCACUCGCAGACCUGUCCACAGGAGCAGGCAUUCAGACUGCAGCAGGGCCUUGUCACCAGCAGUGCUGAGCAAAUGCUACAGCGGCUGUGCGGGCGAGUCCAGGAGGAGGUUAGGGCACUGCGGUUAUGCCCCCUGGAGCCAGUACAAGAUGAACUGCUCUACGCCAGAGACCUCAUCAAGGAUGCCAAGAACUCCCGGGCGCUAUUCCCAAGCCUGUAUGAGUUGGGCCACGUCCUAGCCAGUGAUGGGCCCGUCCGACAGAGACUGGAGUCAGUGGCCAGUGAGGUGUCCAAGGCUGUGGACAAGGAGCUGCAGGUAAUCCUGGAGUCAAUGGUCAGCCUGACCCAGGAGCUGUGCCCAGUGGCAAUGAGAGUGGCUGAAGGCCACAACAAGAUGCUAAGUAGCGUGGCUGAGCGGGUCACUGUGCCUAGGAACUUCAUCCGUGGGGCCCUGCUAGAGCAGGCAGGGCAGGACAUUCAGAAUAAACUAGAUGAGGUGAAGCUCUCGGUCGUCACCUACUUGACCAACUCUAUAGUGGAUGAGAUUCUGCAGGAACUGUACCACUCUCAUAAGAGUCUGGCCCGUCACCUAGCCCAGUUGAGGACCCUUUCAGAGCAACCAGGCGGAGGAGGCCCAGGGCAAGAACUGUCCUCCCAGGCCCGGGGCCGGGGCCGGGGCCAUGACCAUGAAGAGACCACAGAUGAUGAGCUCGGGACCAACAUCGAUACCAUGGCUAUCAAAAAACAGAAACGUUGUCGCAAGAUCCGGCCUGUAUCUGCCUUCAUCAGUGGGAGUCCGCAGGACAUGGAGGGCCAGAUGGGGGGGCUGGGGGUACCCCCAGGCUGGUUCUCAGCCCUAGGGGGCAAUCAACCCGCCCCCAGUGGCUCCUGGGAGGGCCUGUCAGAGCUGCCCACCCAUGGCUACAAACUGAGGCAUCAGACACAAGGACGGCCCAGGCCCCCCAGGACCACCCCCCCAGGGCCUGGCAGGCCCAGCGCACCAGGACCUGGGAACCGACCAGAGAAUGGGACGGCCACUCAGCUGGAUGAGGGGCUGGAGGAUUUCUUUAGUCGGAGGGUCAUGGAUGAAAGUUCCAGCUAUCCCCGGACCUUGAGGACAGUUCGCCCAGGCCCAGGUCCUGCAGAGCCCCCGCUGCCCCCACUCCAGAAGAAGAGACGACGAGGCCUGUUUCACUUCCGUCGCCCCCGGAGCUUCAAGGGGGAGAGGGGAUCAGGAUCCCCCACCCCUGGGCUCCUCCUGCCCCCACCUCCUCCCCCACCCCCAACUGAGGAGAGCCCUCCCACCCCAGAUCCCCCAAGCCUUGGUGAUAAUUCCACCCCCUGCUGGAGUCCCGAGGAGGAAAGUGGACUCCUCCCAGGGUUGGGGGGGAGCCGGGCACCCUCCUUCCGAAGAAAACAGGGCAUGGAGGGGGCAGAGCCAGGGGAGGGAGUCCCAGUAUCUGGAGUGAUGCCUCCAACAAGGGUUCAUGGAAUUGCGCUUCCUGGGAUGGGUCGAGCCAAGGGCUGGAGCUUUGAUGGGAAGCAAGAGGGUACAGACACUGACCUGGAAAACAGUGUCCAACCUUGGCAGAGGCGGCGCUCUUCUGACGAUGCAGGGCCUGGGUCCUGGAAGCCACCUCCACCUGCCCAGAGCACCAAACCAAGUUUCAGUGCCAUGCGUCGAGCAGAGGCUACGUGGCACAUAGCUGAGGAAAGUGCCCCCAACAACAGUAGGCAGAGCCCCAGCCCAGCCUCUGCUGAAGGGGAGGGAGAAGAGGGAGUCCUACUCUCAGAGAGGGAGAUCCUGGCCCGAAGCACCAAGGAUCUCCUUGUAGCUCCUCGGCCCCCCAAGCCAGUAGCCGUGCCCCGGGGCCGGAGGCCUCCUCUGGAGGCAGGGGGCAGGGAGGAUGCUGAGGCCCCAGCUGCCGCAAAGCCCCGGCAGAGGCUGGGUUCUCAUCGAGACCAGGAGGAGCCAGAGGCCCAAGGACUUCCCAGUGUGGGGCGAAGAGCAGCCCCUUUGAAGCCCAAGCGGACUAGGAGAGCACAGUCCUGUGACAAACUGGAACCUGAUCGCAGCAGACCCCUGGAACCUUCAGGUUCAGGGGGAGAGGGAACCAAUGAACUUGGAACAGACUGAUACUACCCUCAGUGAACCUUCUUCCCACCCCCCAUUCCCUGCCCCCAGCCAUGUGCCUAACAGAGACUCAGAUGUCCCCUUCCCCCAGCAUCCCCAGGCUCCUCCUGCCUGACCCCUUAGGGGCAGGGGAGGGGAGGGGAGAGUUGGAAAGAGAUCUCCUUAGUGGGAAGGGGGAUUGUCUCUGUCUCUCUUCCUCUGGUGGUGGGGGGAGGGAGAAGCUUUUUCUCCCUCCUUAUGGGUGGGGUUGGGGGGUGGAUCUUUGUCCCUCUACCCCCAGGGGGAUCUCUCUUAAGUUGUACAGAAUAAAGAAACCAAAAUGAC